UUUGUAGUUGACAAGUAACAAUCCGAAGGUCGGUGCUUGUCGGUGCUAAGAGAAGUCUGCUAUUUGGUGGAAUAUUGAUCGUAUCUAGAUUUAUGUAAAUUACGAAUUAAUAAAAGCAAUACAGGACUGGAUAAAUGACGGGAAAUAAUAAUAUGGACGGAGGUGAAAAACUGAGCCCGUUUGUGUAUUGGGCACAAACGAAAAAUCAAUUAAUGCUGAAAAUUGAUUUAAAGGAUGUUAAGCAACCUGACAUCGAAAUUCGGGAUGGCGAUCUGAGGUUUCAAGCGACGGGCAUUGGGGCCCGCGGCAGCAACAAUUACAAAUUCAAAUUGAAUUUAUAUUUGCCGGUUGACGAGUCGAGCUUAUCUUAUAAAUUGCUGGACUCCAAAAUCGACUUGUUCAUAGAGAAAAUCGAGCCCAAUUGGUGGCCUCGGUUAACAGCGCAACCCCAAAAGCCACAUUGGCUCAAAAUAGACUUCGAUCGCUGGACGACCGAAGACGAUCUUGAGGACGAACAACAAAACAGCGCACGCGAUAUAAUGCAAGACUAUCCGGGCAUGUACGAGCAGCUUCAAAAGGAGGAAUAUGGCUACAUCAAAGAGCAAGGCAAAAAGGUCUAUUUGAUAUUUUACAAUCUUGCACAAUUCGUUGGGUAUCUGUAUGUGGUCGUUGUCAUGUCGAUACUGUACUAUCGCGACAGCUACAAGGCGCUUUCGGCAACAUACGAAACUGUUGGAAAUGCAAUGAAGUUCUGCCAGUUGUUGCAAUAUCUGGAAGUUUUGCAUCCAAUGUUUGGAUACACCAAAGGAGGCGUUAUAGUUCCGUUCCUGCAAGUGACCGGUCGUAAUUUCGUCCUGUUUGCCAUGAUAGAAAGCGAGAGCAGGAUGCAAACAAAGCCUGUAGUUUUCUAUUUGUUCUUCAUUUGGUCAAUGAUUGAAGUGAUAAGGUAUCCAUACUACAUCGUGACCUUGCUGAAGCGCAACAUUCCGUUCCUAACUUGGCUACGCUACACCAUGUGGAUCCCUCUUUAUCCGAUGGGAAUCUUAUGCGAGGGAAUAGUCCUACUACGGAACAUACCAUAUUUCCAUGAAACGCAACGAUUCUCGAUAUUCUUGCCGAACAAGUGGAAUUUCAUAUUUUCAAUGCCAGCGUUCAUCAAAGCCUACAUUUUUCUGCUCAUUCUACCCGGGACGUAUCUUGUAAUGACACAUAUGGCCAAGAUACGCGCGAAAAAGCUAUCUACGUCGGCAUCAAAGAAGAAACCAAAUAAAUACCAUGUGAAGUAGUCAGUCAGAGCUUUAUGGAGCCGGUGGAGGGCAACGAUCGAAGGGAGCGGGAUGCGUUCAAGUUAUAUAUAUUCUCUAUUUAUGUCUAAUAAGAGAGGGUGGUGUUUAAAGUUGUAUAAUUCGAUGCGCGAAACAUAGACAAUUUAAUAAUAAAA
This is a messenger RNA of Hermetia illucens (black soldier fly), 1441 nucleotides long. RefSeq names its product very-long-chain (3R)-3-hydroxyacyl-CoA dehydratase (gene Hacd2). Gene Ontology annotation, biological process: fatty acid elongation; very long-chain fatty acid biosynthetic process; sphingolipid biosynthetic process. The coding region runs from base 135 to 1286 and encodes 383 amino acids. Gene Ontology annotation, cellular component: endoplasmic reticulum membrane. The record is from RefSeq and is a predicted model, not a curated record. The transcript has 5 exons. NCBI's taxonomy places the organism in Eukaryota, Metazoa, Arthropoda, Insecta, Diptera, Stratiomyidae. Gene Ontology annotation, molecular function: 3-hydroxyacyl-CoA dehydratase activity.